AUGGCCAACGAAAAGCCCAAAGAAGGAGUCAAGACUGAGGACAACAAUCAUAUUAAUUUGAAGGUGGUGAAGCAGGAUGAUUCUGUGGUGCAGUUUAAGAUUAAGAGGCAUACAGCACUUAGUAAACUAAUGAAAGCCUAUUGUGAACGACAGGGCAUACCUACACAGUUGGAAAUGGAGGACGAAGAUAGGAUUGCUGUGUUUCAGAAGCAGACGGGCAGUGUCUACUGA
This is a messenger RNA of Lepus europaeus (European hare), 231 nucleotides long. RefSeq names its product small ubiquitin-related modifier 2-like. The record is from RefSeq and is a predicted model, not a curated record. Gene Ontology annotation, biological process: protein sumoylation. Bases 1 to 231 code for a protein of 76 amino acids. Gene Ontology annotation, molecular function: ubiquitin-like protein ligase binding; protein tag activity. The transcript is spliced from 2 exons. Gene Ontology annotation, cellular component: nucleus. Lineage: Eukaryota; Metazoa; Chordata; Mammalia; Lagomorpha; Leporidae.